Python bivittatus (Burmese python) is the source of this 3959-nucleotide messenger RNA. The record is from RefSeq and is a predicted model, not a curated record. NCBI's taxonomy places the organism in Eukaryota, Metazoa, Chordata, Lepidosauria, Squamata, Pythonidae.
GACCGUAGCAUUUCCCCUUUCUUUGAUCACUUGGCGACUUUCCGUCUUGCCUUCCAGAAGAAGCGAUGGUGGCUCGCACGACACCCACCCGGGUUGGGUUCGCACAGUGGGCCGGACUGCCUUUUCAGCCGGGGUGCUGGGUGAUCCUGGCCUGGGUCUCGUGCUUGAUGAAACCAUGUUUCAGGGGACUCUGAGUCAGUGUGCUAAAGGAGGCAAAGAAAAACUCACCUGGAGUUAAGAAAGAUUCUCCCCAAACCACUGGCACCGUCCAGGAACCGACUGAGGUUGAUUACAACAUCUGUCGGUUGUAGAGGAAUGAAGAGGGAACCGGGUCCUGCCCCACGGAGGUUACAGUAUAAAUAUGAUAGGAAAGCAAGCACAGGGAAGACCGCCAAUGGAAGGUACAGGAGAAGAAAUAGUUGCAUUUCAUUUCUCCUGGCUGUUUGCUGGUUGUUCAGUACAAACCAAGAUGACAAUGGGAAGCCAGAAGAUGGACCAAUAUCUGGACACACAGAAUCUCAUCCAUUACAAGACAUUCCUAAGGAGACCAGGAUUGUUAUCAGUGAAGACCAAGAACUCUUGCACCAAACCAUCCCUAGUGGGGAAGAGGAGGAGGAGGAGAGUGACAGUGACGAUGAUGACAUUCGAGUCACGAUUGGCAACAUCAAGACUGGAGCCCCAUCUUACAUGGGGACUCCAAUGAACCUGAAUCUAAAAACGGGUCGAGGCUAUGGGGCACCAGCAUCAGUCAAAUCGCAGCCUAAAGGUAUUGAUUUAGAGGCUUCGGGGAAUAUUAACGGCUUGCCGGUAAUCGAGGUGGAUUUAGAAUCGUUCGAAGACAAACCGUGGAGGAAACCAGGUGCUGACCUUUCCGACUAUUUCAACUACGGAUUCAAUGAAGAAACAUGGAAAGCAUAUUGUGAAAAACAGCGCCGGCUUCAACUCGGCUUGGAGCCUUCAGUCCCCAUCAGUACGGAAAAUAAGAUCACGGUUCAGCAAGGAAGAACAGGCAACGCAGAGAAAGAACCCGAGAAUAAUAUCAUCAAAAUGGACUUUAAAACCGAUUUCGUUGCCCUUGUUGGUGGAAGGAUAAAAGCUGGGCCUCCUCCAAACAGGAAGCUGGGUGGGACAAUCGAUGUGAUUGGUGGACAGGCUGGCACCAUCAGGAGGGUAGAAGGAAGGCGGCGCGACAAACACGCUUCUGAAGAAAAUCCCAUUCAGGUACUUGGAGAUCACGGGAGCAAAACUCAGCCCGCUCAGCCCCCUCAGCAGCAGCCAUUUGUGCCCCCGACAGGCCCACCUCCAGCAUUAAGUGGACCUCCACCCCACUUUCUCCAUCCUCCUCCUCCGCCAGUUGCUUCUGUCCCACCACCUCUCCAUCCUCCAGGUUUACCACCCCCAGGCCCUAUUCCAGGGCUGUUUCCUCCUCCUCUCGCUCCACCACCCGCCCUCUUGAUUCCAACACUUGAUGGCCAGCCUGCCAGCUACAGCAACCGGCAGCCACCUCCCUUUGGCUACAACUCCACAGAUUCAGGUUUCAUCACCUACCCACCCAUUUCUACGUCUCACACUCCCUGGGUGACCACAGUGGAUAAGGCCUCCAGUGCUUCCGACAGCAGCCACUGGGAAUAUUCUGGCUCAAGAAGGGAGAGGGAAAGAGACCGUGACCGGACACCUACCACAAGUGAAUAUAACAAUGACGAUGAGAGGUACCGUUAUUAUAGCCGGGAACGCAAUUACGAUUUUGAGCGCGACUAUCGCAGGAGUAGAGAUCGCAGUCGUGAGCGAGAAGAUCGUCACCGGGAGAGGAGGCACAGAGAAAAAGAAGAGGGCAGCAAACAUAAAUCAUCCCGGCGCAAGCAGCAUGAGAGUGAAGAAGGGGAAGGCCACCGGCGACACAAGCACAAGAAGAACAAGCGCAAUAAAGAGGAGAAGGAGGCAAGUGAGGAUGGGGUUCCAGAAGGAAAUGGACAGGAUACCAAGGAGUAGCUAAUCUGCGCUCUGCAAACAAGAGUGGUGCCUCUACAGCCAGCUUUUCCAUUUUUGGUGACUUUCUCUUUCCUGGGGGAACGGCUGAGAUGUCAGGAGCCCAAACAUGAACAUGGGUUGCCAACAUGAAAAGCCAAACUGCAGGAUUGUGUGAAGAGGACCGAAUCCAGCAAGUCUGGCACUGAGUUAUUCUACAUGCAGGCAAACUCCAUCGUGUCAGAUCCUAUGGCUUCUGAUGGGAGACCACUCCAGCAGAAACUAAUGCAUUUAGAGACUAGGACAAUACUUGGCAAUUUAUUGUUUCCUUUUUUAAGAAGUAGGACAGCAGCAGCAGCAACAAGGAACUGUUUUGUUAAAAGAAGAAAAAAGUGUUAGGUCGUCCUCAUAGCCAGGUAAUCUGGCUUCUAUAAACUAGUCCCAUUUCUCCUUUGCCCAUUACUUAUAGCUAUGAACAUUGAACUUCAUUCAACGAAAGCUUGGUGGGAAGUCACAGAUCAGCCAGCGGAAAGCUCAACAGAUAUGCCCCAUGGAAUAUCUGUUUUUCUCUGAGAAGUCUCUUUCUAUCUAGGCAGCUGGAGCCUUCCAGAUCAAAGAGUUUCAUUACAACGAAGUUGAGUGGGCUUCGUCAUGAAAUAAAUAGGGCCACCCUUAAGUCUGCCUUAAGUGGUUUGACACAAACUACUUACUGUGGCUUUCAAGAGUCUCUCUUUUUGUAACCAGACAAAGUUAAAAGUUGACAGUUUAUCUGUAAGUCACUGACUCACUUUUCACAACUCUUAAAACACUAAAUGUAGACAUACAAUUUGUUGUUUCCUUUGGAAAACACCAGAUCCCCAAAGGUCAUCACUCUUUUGUGUACAUCCAUCCUUACAUCAUCUUCCACCUGUGGGAAAUGUUUAAAAACACUUCCUAAAAAUCAUUUCAAAUUUAUACUUUUUUUUUUUGUAUUGUAGUUAUGCAAGUUUGAGUGUUUAUAUGAAACUAACAACCUUGGACACUUGAGCCAGUAUACCCAUUGUAUUUUGAUUUGUAUGCUAUGAUGGUGCAGUGAAUGGGUCAAUAACAGAAAACACGUAGGAAAUAAAACUUUUUUUUUUUUUUUGGAAAACGUGACUGGUGUCUGUGUGGUCACGAAGACUAGAACACAGUCAAAGCACAACUUAAUACUAAAUUUUACACUGCAGACUUAAUUUGUAGAAGCUUGCUUACUGUUUUCUUAUAUGGAAGUGGUGUGUUCUUAAGUGUGUCAGAUGACACAGACCAACAGCUUCUUCAGGAAUGACAAAAUAUGCCCCACAAGUUCACAUUCCACUUUCCAGACCAUUGUUUAUGCAUACAACUGCACUACAACUCCUAGGAUCCUUCGCUAUGGCCACGCCAGCUGGAGAAUUAUGGGAGUUAAAAUCCAUACAUCUUUAAGUUGCUGAGGUUGAGAAACCCUGGUCUAGACCCUGAGAUCAUGCUGUGUAGUCAUGGAAAUGAUACCGCAGAGUAGCUGAAACAGAUUAUAGGCUCUUGAAACGAGGUGGUUUUUUAACAAGGAUUUUGCUUAAAAAAAAAAACACAAAACCCUUCAGCAACUUGGUUGUCUCAAAAACUUUGUUGCGACUUUGCUGCCAUCGAAGAUGACUAAGUAUUGUGGCUGGUAAAGAUGCCAUUUAGUACAGAUAUGAAAUAUGAAAGUUGCUAUGGACCCAAUCUGUAUUUGUCAGUUCAAAAAUCUUGUAAGAUUAAAAGCCCCACAUCUGAUCACAUCUGAUCACACUGAAGGCCUAACUCUGCCUUCUCCCUCCAAACAAAAUAGCUACCUGAAAUAUUUUUUUAAGCAGGCAUUUAAGAGGACAAGCCAUGAUGCUUUAUAUUUGUGGAAUAAGUCAGAUGCUGGGAGAUGGACACUUCCAGGAAGGGACGCCUCUUCCAGGUGCCACAAUUGAUACAAGAAUAUGCACUGCAGGAGGUCAGUCUUCCUU